AUGAAUGAUGCUAGUCAACAAUUUUAUAACGAUUUACAAGAUGUUAUUAGUCGAAUUCCAACUGGAGAUAUGUAUAUUAUCAUGGGUGAUUUUAAUGCAAGAGUGGAAGGGAAAAAACAACAACAGCAAAAUUUAUGUAAUAGUAUUGGUCCUUACACAGUUGACAUUACAAAUGAAAAUGGGGAAAAGCUGAUUGAUCUAUGUACAAUUAAUAGUAUUAUAGUUACGAACACAUUCUUUAAACACAAAUUAGCACAUCAAACGUCAUGGAUGCAUCCAGGAAAUAAACAAUGGCAUAUGAUUGACUACACAUUAGUAAAUAAGAAAUUUAGAUCGAGCGUCGAAGACUGUCGUAUGUAUAGAAAAGCUGCUGGUGCAAUUGGUACAGAUCAUCAUUUAAUGCGAAUAAAAAUUAAACUACACUUCAAAAGUAGAAGGAAAUUAGUUCAGAAGAAAGUAGUUUAUGAUCCAAUAAAAAUGAAAAAUGAUAAUGCAUUAAAACAAUUUCAAAAAGACCUCAUUCCAACACUUUCCGAUGCAACAGAUGAAACAAUUAGUAUUGAUGAAAAAUAUGAUCGAUUUGUUGAACAUAUGAAAACAAAUGCAGAGAAAACUUUUAAAAUAGAUAAAAACAAAAUUCGCAAGCGUAAAGAAUGGCUUACUGAUGAAAUACUAGAAAUUGUAGAAAAGAAAGCAACAGCUUUUGUUAAUUGGCAAAAUCACCGAGGAACAAAAUUAGAAAUUGAAUAUGCUAAUAAAUAUAAACGUUUAAGAAAAUUAGCAAAGACCAAAAUUGAUAAACGUCAGACAGAGUAUUGGGAUGAAAUAUGUGAAGAGAUUGAGUCUUCUAUUAAAUUAAAUGAUCCAGUAAAUGCAUUUAAUAUUAUUAGACGUCUUAGUGGUAAAAUGAAGAGAGUGGAGAAUAUGGCGAUUAAAGAUAAACAUGGAAAACUGAUUUUAAACUCAACUGAUCAAUUGGAACGAUGGAGAGAAUUUUUUGAUGAAUUACUUAAUGUUUCAUCAUCAGUAGAUCUUCAAUUAAUUGAUCAAAUUAAAAUACAAAGCAUAGAAAAGAAAGAAGAAGAACGUCAAAAUGCUCAACCUACAAUACCUGAGGUAAGAAAAGCUUUGAAUCAAAUGAAGUCAAGAAAAGCUCCGGGUUACGAUGGAAUUACUGCUGACCUUCUUAAAGCUGGCGGUGAACCAGUUAUCAAGUGGCUACAUGAAAUGUUCAGUGAUGUAUGGAAACAAGAGAAAAUGGUAGAGGAAUGGAAUUUAGCAGUUUUGAUUAAAUUAUUUAAAAAAGGUGACAAACAACUCUGUGACAAUUACAGAGGUAUUUCACUUCUCAGUGUGACUAGUAAACUCUUCUCUCGUAUUAUUCUGAAUCGUAUUCAAAUCCUGGUCGAUCGUCAACUAUUGGAAGCACAGUCUGGAUUCAGAACUAAUAGAUCUACAAUUGAUCAAAUCUCUAUAUUAAAAUUAUGUAUGGAAAAACGUAGAGAAUUUAACAAGCCCUUAUUCAUGUGUUUUAUUGAUAUAUCAAAAGCGUACGAUUCUGUUAAUCGUGAACUAUUAUGGAAAGUAUGCAGGAACAAAGGUGAAAAUGAAUGGUGA
Messenger RNA from Rotaria sp. Silwood1, 1617 nucleotides. Lineage: Eukaryota; Metazoa; Rotifera; Eurotatoria; Philodinida; Philodinidae. The record is from the annotation of a GenBank genome assembly.